Messenger RNA from Micropterus dolomieu (smallmouth bass), 771 nucleotides. RefSeq names its product WD repeat domain 83 opposite strand (gene wdr83os). The record is from RefSeq and is a predicted model, not a curated record. Gene Ontology annotation, molecular function: protein folding chaperone. The transcript has 4 exons. Gene Ontology annotation, biological process: protein insertion into ER membrane. Gene Ontology annotation, cellular component: endoplasmic reticulum membrane. NCBI's taxonomy places the organism in Eukaryota, Metazoa, Chordata, Actinopteri, Centrarchiformes, Centrarchidae. The coding region runs from base 130 to 450 and encodes 106 amino acids.
AAAUCCACCGGAUAUACCUAGCCCUUCUAACUCGAUUCAUGACGAGGCUGGUCAGCUGUCUGUCGGUAACCGGAGUGUAUAAAUUUCUUAAUAAUAAGUCUCAACAGGAGCGCAUUAUUGUAACACAUUAUGUCUACCAACAAUAUGGCAGACCCGAGGAGACAAAAUAAGAUUUUAAGGUACAAGCCGCCCAGCACAGAGGCCAAUCCCACACUGGAGGACCCCACACCUGACUACAUGAACCUGCUCGGCAUGAUCUUCAGCAUGUGCGGACUGAUGCUCAAGCUGAAGUGGUGUGCCUGGAUCGCAGUCUACUGCUCUUUCAUCAGCUUUGCAAACUCCAGAAGCUCAGAGGACACCAAACAGAUGAUGAGCAGCUUCAUGCUGUCCAUCUCCGCAGUUGUGAUGUCCUACCUCCAGAACCCACAGCCGAUGUCGCCGCCAUGGUAGCUGAGAGCCAACCACAGAAGAACAUGGAAGUAAAUUGUGGAUGCUGGACUGAUUGGCCCCCCUGGCCAUCAUGGAGGAAAAACAGAGACAGAAAGGAAGAUAAAAUAGUAGAAAGAGAAGAGGUGAGGGAAAACAGAUGACCAGGAAGGGGGGGACAGUAAGGUGGACACUACGUCAAGAUGGAGAGAUCAAAUGGUCUUCGGCUGUGUUCUCAUCUUUUUCUCUUUUUAACCUUUUCUAAGUUUGUUUGACAAUGAAAUUUUACUGUUGGGCCGAUCUGUUGCAGGAUUUCGUAAAUAAAGUUGUACGAUUUAAAAGGAA